ACUCUUCAAUUUAUUAUUCCUUGUAAUAAUAUAUUUAGAUGAGUUUUCUGAAAUUAACUUUUUUCUAGCAAGCCGUCUAACUUUGAACACACCGUUACACUUUUAUCUUUCAUAUAAGGCAUCCUCAUGUAGUCCUUAUUAGAUUCAUAACCCAAAUACCUCAUUUCUUUCGCCUCUUGUCUUGUCUUGAAAUAUUAUUAAUAUUAUUGUUAGUAGGGAAUUGUAGUAACGUAACCAAAAAUGGGAAGAACUUCAGCUCAUUUAUUAUCAGUAUUAUCAAUCCUUUCACUUCUGGCUCUGCUGUCCUUGUUUGUUCUUCCGGUAUAUUCAACUUCAAGACAAACUCUUCAUCAUCAAACGACGGCCAAGAAAACCGGCUUUCGGGUCACGCUCCAUCACGUCGAUCAUGGCAUGAACUUGACAAAGCUUGAACGUCUUCAGCGGGGAAUCAAGCGCGGUAAGCACAGGGUGCAGAGGCUUAAUGCCAUGGUGUUGGCGGCCAAAUCCGAUUCAUCAUCGUCGUCGUCGGUGUUUGAAUCCCCCGUACGAGCUGGGAACGGCGAGUUCUUAAUGCAGCUAUCCAUAGGAACCCCGCCGAACGCUUUCUCCGCCAUAAUGGACACCGGCAGUGACCUGAUAUGGACGCAGUGCUUACCUUGUGAGACCUGUUUCGAUCAACCCACGCCCAUUUUUGACCCGAGAAACUCUUCCUCCUUCUCUAAGCUCUCGUGUUCGAGCCAGCUAUGUGAGGCCCUUCCGCAAUCAACGUGCAGCGACGGCUGCGAGUAUUUCUACGGCUACGGAGAUUACUCUUCCACUCAAGGUGUUUUAGCAACAGAAACUUUUGCAUUCGGCGAUGAUGUCAAGGUUUUGGUCAAUGGUAUCGGGUUUGGAUGCGGCGGAGAUAACGAAGGAGACGGGUUCAGCCAAGGCGCGGGCCUCGUGGGGCUCGGACGUGGGCCGUUGUCUCUAGUUUCGCAGCUGAAGGAGCCCAAAUUCUCUUACUGCUUGACCUCCAUGGACGACACCAAAACGAGCUCACUGUUGAUGGGGUCAUUAGCGAGCGUGAACACCACGUCUUUUGGCGCUAAAGUCACCACCCCUUUGAUGAAAAACCCAUCACAGCCAUCUUUUUACUAUCUUUCCCUUGAAGGGAUAUCAGUAGGAGGCUCUCUCCUAUCCAUCGAGAAAGACACUUUUGCCCUCCAAAAAGAUGGUAGUGGAGGGCUAAUCAUAGACUCUGGAACAACCAUUACAUAUCUUGAAAAGAAAGCUUUUGAUAUUGUCAAGGAGGAAUUCACUUCCCAGAUAAACCUUCCAGUGGACAAAACGGGUUCGCAAGGUUUGGAUCUUUGCUUUAACUUGCCAAAGGAUUCUACGUCAGUUGAAGUUCCCAAGUUGUCGUUUCAUUUCAAAAACGAUGCCGUUUUGGAACUUCCACCGGAAAACUACAUUCUGAGUGACUCGACAUUAGGAGUUCUUUGCUUGGCUCUGGGGUCCUCUAGUGGUAUGUCCAUCUUUGGCAAUAUUCAGCAACAGAAUUUACUUGUCGUUCAUGAUCUUUCUAAGGAAACAUUGUCGUUUGUUCCCACGCAGUGUGAUCAACUGUGAUAAAUCUAAUAUCUGUGUACUAUAUUGUAUGCUUUGUCGUAUGAAUUUUUUUAUUAAUAUGAAUUUUGUUAUAAUUGGACAAUUAAUCAAGCACUACAAAUAUCAAAUUCUAAUAGUAUAUGUAUGUUUUUGUA
Molecule: messenger RNA, 1745 nt
Organism: Humulus lupulus (European hop)
Lineage: Eukaryota; Viridiplantae; Streptophyta; Magnoliopsida; Rosales; Cannabaceae
Product: aspartic proteinase nepenthesin-1
Exons: 1
Coding region: 241-1611 (456 amino acids)
Biological process (GO): proteolysis
Cellular component (GO): extracellular region
Molecular function (GO): aspartic-type endopeptidase activity
Source: RefSeq, a predicted model, not a curated record